This is a messenger RNA of Trichoderma reesei QM6a, 417 nucleotides long. RefSeq lists its product as uncharacterized. The coding region runs from base 1 to 417 and encodes 138 amino acids. The record is from RefSeq and is a predicted model, not a curated record. The transcript has 2 exons. Lineage: Eukaryota; Fungi; Ascomycota; Sordariomycetes; Hypocreales; Hypocreaceae.
AUGGCGGCCUCCAGUGAAGACGAAUCCAGCGACCUCUUCAAGUGGCUAGACAAAGUUUGGCACGACAUUCUCCUUCAAUCAGAUGAUGAAGUUGCAGUCAGCUCGUUUGAGAGCUAUAUUGCCAAGGAUGUGAGGGUCAAAAUCAAUCACGACUCCAUCACUCGAGAAGCAUUCUUUAGCUAUGUCACGAGCACGCGGGCUACUCACACCAUGACGCAGCUCAGCAAGAAGGAGAUUAAAGUGUGGGAAGCUCCUGGAGGAGGUGGUUGCGUUGUAGAUGAAGCGGUGGUAGUCUUCAAGCACAAGGAGACGGGAGAAAGCUACACUGGCACUGUUGUGAUGGUCUCGGAUGUACGCGUGGGAGAGGAUGGCAAACUGACGAUUGUGGAAACGACAGAGGUAGUCACACGCAGUUGA